UCAAGAAAAAACAUCUUAAUUUAAGAUUUUUUAGAUAUUUUUACUGAAAACAAGACAAAAACACUAAGUAGGAAAGUCAUUUUUUUCAGUGCAAGUAAAACAUUAAAACAACUGAAACAGAUGGUGAAUGUUUUACUUACAUUAAAUGUUUUAAUGCCUCUUCUUUCAUCUCUAGUGAAGCUCCUCCUACAACAAUCCACCAAUAAAUGCUGGAGUCAAACACACAGAGAAAUCACUCCAUGUGUGACAACUGAAAUCUUCAUGACAUAAUGUUGAUGCUGGUGAAAGAGGAGCUUGAGAAGAUGACAGAUCCACAACCAUGCAGAAUAAAGGAUGAAGAUACUGAGGAACAAAUAGAAAUGAUGGAAGUGAAAGAGGAGAGUCAAGCUGAAGUGGAUGAGAAACAUCAGAUUGUAAAAAGCAACCAUACUGUUUCACAGAAAGAAACUCUGAAGACAGAAGAUAUAAAGUGUGAAAAUAGUUUCAGUGAAGAUGAACGCCCUGCAGAUCACAACAAGACUCACAGUGACGAGAAACCUUUCACAUGUCAACAGUGUGGAAAGAGUUUCAGAAGAAAAGCUCACCUUAACGCACACAUGAGGAUUCACACUGGAGAGAAACCAUUCACAUGCCAUCACUGUAAAAAGAGUUUUACAACUGCAUCUAACCUUAAGAAACAUUUGAGAAUUCACACUGGAGAGAAACUUUACACUUGUCAAGAGUGUGGAAAGAGUUUCACCUUUCAAACAAGCCUUAAAGUACACAUGAGGAUUCACACCGGAGAGAAACCACAUCUGUUCCAUCACUGUGAAAAGAGUUUUAGAACAGCAAGUAAACUUAAGACACAUAUGAUGACUCACACUGGAGAGAAACCUUACACUUGUCAACAGUGUGGAAAGAGUUUCUCAAUUGAAAGAGACCUUAAGAUACACGCAAGAAUUCACACUGGAGAGAAACCGUUCACAUGCCAUGAGUGUGAAAAAUGUUUCAGAAGGAAGAGUAUUCUUACAGCACACAUGACAAUUCACAAAGGAGAGAAACCAUAUGCGUGUUUUCAGUGUGAAUGGUGUUUCAGUAUGGAGUGUCAACUUAAGAGACACAUGAUGAUUCACAGCGAAAAGAAACCUCACGCAUGUCUUCAGUGUGAAAAGAGUUUCAUACAAAAGCGUGCACUUGAGGCUCACAUGAGAAGUCACACUGGAGAGAAACCUUACAUAUGUCUUCAGUGUGAAAAGAGUUUCAGUUUAAAGUUUCACCUUAAGAGACACAUGAUGAUUCACAGUGAAAAGAAACCUCAUGCAUGUCUUCAGUGUGAAAAGAGUUUCAUAGAAAAACGUGGACUUGAUAUUCACAUGAGAAGUCACACUGGAGAGAAACCUUACAUAUGUCUUCAGUGUAAAAAGAGUUUUACAAGUGAAGGUAAUCUUAAGACACAUGUGAAGAUUCACACUCGAUAGAAACCAUUCAUGUGUCAACAGUGUGGAUAUGGCAACAACGUUUAGAAAUCCGCUUGGGUCUUAUUAAUGAAAAUUAACGAUGUGCGUACGAUUCUUACAAAAAAUCUAAAUUCGCACAAAAGCCAAAAAUGGUGUACAGCAAAAAAGAUUCGGGCCGUUCCUCAAUAUGCGUUCCUGUCUGUACUUGUGUUCUUGUGAAACGUCAUCAGUCACGGCUCAAGUACUGUUCCAAUUCCAAGUUCCAAGUCUGUUAUUUGUUAUUUUAAAUGUUUCAUAACUUAAAUCACAUUUAUUUUCUAUAUAAUCUUAACACUGAAUUAGCUUUUGUAUAGAUUUUUUUUCUUGUGUUUACUUUGUAAAUGUUGUAGAAAAGUUUGGUUCUUUUCAAAUGAAUGGUUGUUUUAUAUCAUAUUUUUGAAGCUAGUCAGCCUAUGUGGAGAUGCAGAUUUCAUUUUCCAACAGGACCUGCACACAGUGCCAAAGCUACCAGUACCUGCUCAUACUUUUCAUGUUCAUACUUUUCAGUUGGCCAAGAUUUCUAAAAAUCCUUUCUUUCUUUUGGUCUUAAGUAAUAUUCUAUUUUUCUGAGAUACUGAAUUUGGGAUUUUUCUUAGUUGUCAGUUAUAAUCAUCAAAAUGAAAGAAAUAAACAUUUAAAAAAAUAUUAGUCUGUGUGUAAUGAAUUAAUAUAAUAUACAAGUUUUACUUUUU
Messenger RNA from Misgurnus anguillicaudatus (oriental weatherfish), 2167 nucleotides. The record is from RefSeq and is a predicted model, not a curated record. Lineage: Eukaryota; Metazoa; Chordata; Actinopteri; Cypriniformes; Cobitidae.